AUAUCAUAAUCGGAACGUUAAAGAGAAUCUUCGAGAGUAUGGCAGAUCAUAUGGAAUAUAUAGUAUCGCCAUGGGAAAUCGAGGCUUAUGUGCAAAGUUUGAACGUUUCGACUCUCGACGAUGUCGGUACAAAAAGCUGGUUGGAUUUCCAUAAGAGACUGACAUUAUUAAACCAGCAAAGUGUACUCGAGAUAAAAGGAUUGCGCGAAGAGAGCGUUAUGGAAUGGUUUAUUUCCUUAAAGAAAGUUCCUGUUCUUAUAUGCGAAGCAAUACAAAUCGAUAUAUGGAAACAUAAAACGUUCCCGCUUUUAAUUGAUCUCAAUGGCGAGCCGCCAAACACGUUUAUGAUGUUCAGCGUACUUUAUCAUGAAGUCGUCGUAAUUUCGUUAUUGGAAAAUAUAUUAUUUCAUUGCGAAAGCGCGCAAACGAUAGAUAAUAUGGUGAUCGAUCUUAUCGAUUAUGCCGUCGAGCACGUAACAUUACUUUUCGAUGAAAAAACAGUCGAGAUUUACGAAAGAUUCGAAAUCAAAGAUCCCAACUCUUGUCUUGAAGAGAUAUUGGAGAAACUGAAGGUAUUUGAAUUUGACAUUGGGAUGCGAUGUAUCUCCAUCCUUUACUAUCUAAUAGAAUUUUCGGAUAGCUUACCCCUUUGCGCUAUUUCGCGUAUGCUAGCUACGCACGAUAUUCCUUACUUAUUUGCGCAAUUAAUAGAAACUCAACCAUGGAAAAAGCAAGAUGAAGAUGGUGAAACGUUAAUGUAUGAUGCUAGCUGGAGGAAAGUUAAGGCAGAUGAAGUGGGAAAAAUUAAUAAGAGAGAAGGCCAAGUAUGGUUUGGUCUGAGAGAAUUACUUCUAAAUCCCAAAUGUUCUCCAUAUUAUGAUAUUACAGAGCACAGGUUGUCCCAGCUAUCUAAGUUGCAGAAAUAUUUACAUGAAGAUAUAUUAGAUCAAAUUGCUCCUCUGAUAGAACUUAAGAGAUGGUUAUCUUACUUAAAUAUAACAGCAAUGCCAUCUUCUAGCACAAGUUGCGCGGUUCACAUAGAAGUAAUACCACAGAUAAAAUCAUCUAUUUUGGAAAAAUAUCAUAAAAAAUGGAAAAAGUUGGCUAAACAUCAGUCUAAAUAUCUAUUUACAACGGAUAAAAAUUAUAUUAAAGAUGCUGCACAAAUUUUAAGUGAUGGCUACGAUUUGGAGAAAUUAGAUCGCAUAGAACCAAAAAAAUGUUCAUUAUGUCAAGAAAUAUCUAAACAACAAUGCUCUAAAUGUAAAAAAGUCUGGUAUUGUAGCAGACAAUGUCAAGUGAAAGAUUGGGAAGAACAUAAGAAGAUUUGUAACAAAAGCUAAACACAAUAAUCAGAUUCUUGAUAGAUUAAGAAUUUAUCUAUAUAACAUAUUGUAUACUUUAUACAAUGUAUAUGUAUAUG
Molecule: messenger RNA, 1423 nt
Organism: Cataglyphis hispanica
Lineage: Eukaryota; Metazoa; Arthropoda; Insecta; Hymenoptera; Formicidae
Gene: Zmynd10
Product: zinc finger MYND domain-containing protein 10
Exons: 8
Coding region: 39-1343 (434 amino acids)
Biological process (GO): inner dynein arm assembly; outer dynein arm assembly; motile cilium assembly
Cellular component (GO): cytoplasm; centriolar satellite
Source: RefSeq, a predicted model, not a curated record